AUGGAGCCGGACGCCUUCCCCGCGGUACUCAAAGGUUCCAAACAGAGAGUACCGCCUCCUGUCCCUCCUAGGGGUUCUCCUAAAGGGAAACGUGGCGGUCAUCAGCCGACGUUUGAUGCCAAAGGUGACUUUUUUGACGACGAUCUUUAUAGGCAUGAUUUUAAUGAUAUUGCAUGCCACGCUUUAGACCUUAAAUUAGAUUUAAAGGCUGUAAAGCCUCCAAAUUUGUUUGCCCAAUCGAAUAUGAUGGCUAAAUUCGACAUGAAAGACGCUAUGGAAAACUUGGAUGGUGAAUUUGAUGACAAAUCCUUUACCGAUUCGAGUGAAGACGAGAUUAUUAUAGAGGAAAUCAAAGAUAUUAAAUACAAGACAGUAAAAGAUACAACGGCAAAGAAAAGCCGUUAUCCGUUUCUUAUGAAAUUCGGAAAGAAGACGCCGACUCCAGUUAAAAUUGUCCAAGUUGAAGAGUAUAUGUCUGAAUCUGAAGACGAAAGGACAGUAAAACAACCAGAAAUACCCACCAAUAAGCCAGAGACGCCUGAAAAGGUGUACGAGAGAGAAGUACACGAGCCAGUUGAUAUAAUUAAAAAGAGAGAAGUUAGAAAAGAUAAAGAAAUAGAACAGCCUAGAAUAAUGCAGAGUAUGUCCGAUGUUGAUGUUAUUGAUCCGCCACAAGAAAGAGAGGGAGUUAAGGUAGAAAAAAACCAGUUGAAUGAUGAAAAACCCGAAAUAACAAAAAAAAUAAUUUCGGGGAUAUCAAAGAAAUUCACAUUCACGCAGUCCAAGAAAGAAAGGAAGAUUAAACCAAAAAUUGAAAUAAAGACCUACACAGAAGAACACGGACAGAGGUCACAUGAAGAAACGAUAUGCCACGAGAAAGCCAAGACCCAAAUUGAUAUGUUUCAGAACAUUUUAAAGUCUGAAACCAGUUCAAUAGCUUCAAGGGUGGAGAAACCAAAAAAACGACCAGCACCCAAGCCGCCAAUCCAGCUCCAAGUACCGAAUGUUACAGAUAAAAUCCGAAAGUUUUCCGUCACAGUGGUCCCGGAAAGCCGUCCCAGACAUUUUGGCGAAAUCAAAAAGACCAGUUUGAGAAGAUCUAACCGAAGAAUACUUCGUAUGAGGAAAGAGUUUGAGAUAGCUUUGUAAUUGGCCUAAUAAAUCUUUUUUGUCUGUUUUUAUUUUAUUACUAAGCAUGUCCCUUGGUUAUUGUUUAGAUUUUUUAUAUUAAACUAGCCAAACGCCAUUCAAAGCACCUCUGAGAGUGGGCUGUAAAUUUACUCCUAGUUUUUUUGUUUUUAUCCAACAUUGACAAAACUUUCCUCAUAGGCAAAGCACAACGAGCUUUAAAACACUGCAUGUUGUUUGUCUUGUGUCUGUCUCAGAAAUGAUAGGACACUACGUUGUCUCUUAGGUCAAAGACUUUCCUAGAUUUUUACUUCGUGACCAAAAAUGAAUAUCCAAUAUCUUUAAUAGACUUUUUUCAUAUGCAAUGCACAAGGAGCUUUAAAACACUGCAUGCUGUUUAUCUUGUGUUCGUCUCGGACAUGAUAGGUCUCUUUACGUUGUCUCAAAGACCAAAGACUUUCCUAGAUUUUUACUUCAUGCCCGAAAAUGAAUAUCCAACGUCUUUAAUUGAAGUUUUCUCAUACACAUUGCACAAUAUUUCACUGUGACCUUUGAGCUUUAAAAGACUGCGUGCUGUUUGUCGGGUGAGAGCAUUGUUGGCCUCGUGGCUUUAGCGGUGCAUCAAUGAAAACACACUCUGACGAAGGAAAACUUCGUGAGGAAACCGGCUUGGCUUCAACUCAACACGACGGCAUGUGUCGGGCACAGGAGGCAGAUCCUCAACUUGUCUAACAACAAUAACCCUACAAAUCAUAAAAGAGAUACAGAAAUCGGAGUGGAAGUUCAAGAAUCCUUAAAACAUCCAUCUUACUGAAACACACCCUUUCUUUUUUUCAAUAACUACAAUAGGCCUUUUCCAACUGGCACCAUCUUUAUUUUGAGUAUUCUCCCUAUCUUCCCCACCAACUUUAAGCUCGUAAGUCCACCGUAAAAGGGGACCUGUCUUUGUGUCCUUAUUGUUUUCUUUCUUAUUUCUUUACUGUCUUCUUCCUUAAGUUUUAAAUGUAAUAUUAUAGUCGAUUAAUACUUAAACUGACAAAAGUUAUAAUUGCUAAUCUUACAGAAAUAACGUCAAAAUGGCGGCGUUUCCCCAUUCGCUGCUUUAUUUUAAUGCCAGCCAUUACCGUCUUAAUAAAUAAUACGCUAUCCGGUGUCGUGCUUCAUUUAAAACGAAAUACUCUUCACAGAAUCAUGGCCAUUUUCAUAAUUGAAAAUGGCUGCCUAAAUCCAUAAUCAUUGGCGUCAUUUUAUGUACAUAAAUUACAGACCCGAUAUAAAUAUUCAUAUCAAUUUGUUAAGAGAAUUAGAUAUCUUAAUUAAAUUCAGAUUUUAUGGAAGUCGUAAAAUACCUCCAUCCCCCCUUCCAGUAUUUUAAAUGAUUUUCUAAGUUAAAAAUUGCCAUAUUAAGACGCUUGUAGAACCAGCCAUCCAGCAUUAAAAUCUUGAGUAACUGUUGGCAACUAUACAGCCCCUGCACCCAAAACCCCUUAACCAGGUUAAGUGGAAUUCCCCCAACCUACGCUAGAUUCUCAGUAG
Molecule: messenger RNA, 2664 nt
Organism: Pieris rapae (cabbage white)
Lineage: Eukaryota; Metazoa; Arthropoda; Insecta; Lepidoptera; Pieridae
Exons: 1
Coding region: 1-1149 (382 amino acids)
Source: RefSeq, a predicted model, not a curated record